Molecule: messenger RNA, 1167 nt
Organism: Suillus fuscotomentosus
Lineage: Eukaryota; Fungi; Basidiomycota; Agaricomycetes; Boletales; Suillaceae
Exons: 3
Coding region: 1-1167 (388 amino acids)
Source: RefSeq, a predicted model, not a curated record
AUGCACAGCCCCUUAUGGUCUCCUGAGGGUCAGAGAACCAGGCAUGUUGUUCAGCCAUCCAGUCCACUAGGUGUUGGCGCUGGUGAUGUUGCCGCGCAACUUGAUGAUCAGUCUCUUGUACUGCCUGAACCACUUGAGGGUCCCAGAGUUACACCGACCACCUCACUGUUUGCUAUCCCUGGAGAAGGAGAGAUGGAAGUCCAGAACACCUCUGCGCAUCAGGACGUCCCCCUAGAUGACAUAAUGGACGACAUGAUGCCAUCAGAAGGCUUGCAGGGUGUCACUGAGAGCAUUGGAUUGCUGGAUCUACAUGAACACGGUCGAUCCCCUGAAGUAGAUAUCAAUGUCAAUCAGGUAGUCAAUUCGCCUCUAGAGAGUGUAUGUAAAGACGGGUACCUUGAAGGCAUUCUGGUGUCUGCCGAAUUGAUGGAACACGAGGAGUUAGAGUCACUGGGGAUGUUGGUAGAUGACGUUUCGGCUGAGAGUGUGGAGGAAGUUUUGGUCACUGUUCAUGAGCACCUCAAUGUUGAUGAAGACGACAGUGGUGUAGGUAUGAGAAAAACACAGGAACUGGCGAGAAAACGCACGAAGGCAAGUUCAAGGCCUGUGUCGAUGGCUGUGUCAGGAGAUAGUGAUGAAGAAUGCCUUUUGGUGCUCAUGCAAUUAGAAGCUUCAGAUGGAGAGGCAGGAGAUGCGGAUCAUCCUAUCUCCAUCAACAGCAGCUGGACGGUAUCUUCACACACUUCUUCAAGACAGCUUUCUCGGUCUCCUGUGCCUGCCAGUUCCUUGGGCGUCUCCAGUGUGGUAGAUGGAGGUGAUACUGCAUUCAUGAAGCAGCUCAAAGAGGGUGUCAACUAUUGUAUGGAUGGAUAUCCUGUUGUGACAUGGAAUUCGUAUUUGCAAGCACAGCGGCUGCUGCCUCUCAAAUAUUGUCUUGCCAAGGACCUUGCGCAUGAGCUCCAGGACUGUGUCAAUGCCCUCCCUCAGUCAUACAGACAUUCACAUCAGGCAACUGUGCUCUUUGAGGCUAUGAUUGAUGAAGCAAUGGAUGACGAGCUCAAAGCCCCUCCCAUAUCAAUCAUUAACGAGGUGACUGAUGAAGGUGUGCCGCCUUGGGAAUUUGUAUACACAAACCAGAUGUGGUACGGCGAUGAUCUUGCUUCUUGA